Messenger RNA from Diaporthe citri, 279 nucleotides. RefSeq lists its product as uncharacterized. The transcript has 2 exons. NCBI's taxonomy places the organism in Eukaryota, Fungi, Ascomycota, Sordariomycetes, Diaporthales, Diaporthaceae. Gene Ontology annotation, biological process: GPI anchor biosynthetic process. Gene Ontology annotation, cellular component: dolichol-phosphate-mannose synthase complex; endoplasmic reticulum membrane. The record is from RefSeq and is a predicted model, not a curated record. The coding region runs from base 1 to 279 and encodes 92 amino acids.
AUGACGCGCGCCCAGCAGACCAUCUCCAUCGCCCUCCUUGUGAGCUCGGCCUACCUAGCCCUCUACCUCAACCUGAUCCCCCUCCCCGCCGUCGUCCAGUCCGAGAUCGUGCCCAUCCUGCCCUUCUGGGCCCUCGUCUCCCUCGGCGCCUACCUGCUCGUCCGCCUCGGCUGGGGUGUCCUGACCUUCAACGACGUCCCCGAGGCGCACGACGAGCUGAUGAGCGAAAUAGAGGUCGCCAAGGUGGAGCUGCGGAAGCUGGGCGUCACCGUGGAUUAA